AUGGAAGGUGAAACCCAUAAUAGUGGAAUGAGACAAUUCAAAAUGCUAAAACCCAAAGUUGUAAAGAGAAUGCUUGAAAAAGGCAUGGGCCCUGGUAUCACCUCAGUUGUGUAAGUGCUCUUAUUACUUUUAUCAAAGUUUUACCUUUUAUCUAGGCUAUUUUGUAAUGUAGAGGGAAGUAUAAUAGCAAAGACAGGAAAAGAUGACAAAGUUCAUUCUGAGGCUGCAGUGUUGGCAAAUAUAUGCCACGAGUAUAUUGAAUUCGGCACUGAGGCUUUUAAGAAUAACACUCUGCAGACACUCUUCAUAACUACUGAUAAUGUGCAAUAUGUGGCGAAGCCAAUCUAUAAUCUUAUCCUCUGUUUCAUCUGCACUAAAGAUGUCAACUUGGGAUUGAUAAAGAGCAAGUUGGAUGUCAUGGCUGAGUGUCUCGAAGAUGGUUUAAAGAGCAUUAAAGAUCACUUAGUUGCAUACUGA
Molecule: messenger RNA, 477 nt
Organism: Stylonychia lemnae
Lineage: Eukaryota; Ciliophora; Spirotrichea; Sporadotrichida; Oxytrichidae
Source: the annotation of a GenBank genome assembly